AUGGUGUCUGAGUGUCUCGACGAAGUGGGCACUUUUAAGCAGCAGACCGUAUCCAAGAAAAAAACUGUGUUAGUGUAGGUCUUUUGGGAAAACAGCAUCACAAUUUCGUCUGCCGUGACAGGAAAAUCUUGUCAUGCGCAGAUAGGACGGGAAAACACGUAGGAAACGAGCCUAUCAUGCAUGUGGAGCAUGACAAGCGUAACUGUCUUGCAUUUUCUGCAUCACAGACUUACACUUACACAGUUUUUUUCUUGCAUAGACCGUGGCCGCGAUUCAAUCUAUCGAGCAGGGCAUCGAACAAAACGCCGCCGGGCAGCAGGUACUUCGCUCGUUUCUCUUGAGGAGGGUUUCUACCCUUUUCUGUUCAAGGUCCAGGUCCUCCUGGGCUUCAAGUCGCUGUCUGUUUUUCUAUCCACUUUAGUCUUGGAACUUGAGUUCCUAGUUGUGAAGUCCACGAACUCAAAACAGGAACGCCUUACGGAGGAACUAAACGCGGUCAAUGAAGCCACGGAGGUCCAGCUAGCUGACGUGGUUCGGCGUGUAGGAGGGCAGGAACUGAGGGUGAGCGGGCUAUUCAACGACAUCGUGGACGCAAAGAAGAACCUCACUGAAAAAGCAGCGGCGCUGGACAAAAGCAUUGAAAACCUAAAGACACAGGUAGGAAAAAUUCCACUUUUGGUUGCGAAUGUGCUGUGGAAAAUUGAACUGCGGAAUGAAUGGGCCUCGCUUGAGGUAUUUGCUGAGGUUUUGGCGGCUUAUUUCCAUCAUUCAACCGAAUUUUGGUACUCUCAUCCAAACUUCUGCAGGAUUUGCCGCAAUUGGUGCAACAAGUGCAGUCGGAAUUAGAGCGCAAGCAGGGGCACGCCAGCGCCA
Amoebophrya sp. A120 is the source of this 873-nucleotide messenger RNA. The record is from the annotation of a GenBank genome assembly. NCBI's taxonomy places the organism in Eukaryota, Dinophyceae, Syndiniales, Amoebophryaceae.